Messenger RNA from Aspergillus eucalypticola CBS 122712, 719 nucleotides. RefSeq lists its product as uncharacterized. The coding region runs from base 99 to 581 and encodes 160 amino acids. The transcript has a single exon. The record is from RefSeq and is a predicted model, not a curated record. NCBI's taxonomy places the organism in Eukaryota, Fungi, Ascomycota, Eurotiomycetes, Eurotiales, Aspergillaceae.
GAAAUACGCGCAGGUUUCCAUGCACAGUGCAGCAUAUCCGGUGCCAAUAUAGGACAGCUGUAUGCGAUAUAGAAUCUGUUAUCAGUCAAUGAAAGCCGAUGCGGUCGCAUCGCUGCAAGAUGAAAGCUUCCCACUGGCCUGAUGCAGACCGCAUCACGAAUUGGGCCGACAACGUGUGGCUGCAAAGCGCACAUCAUCUUGUCAAUAUUGUACUUGAGGCGAGCAUGAAGGUGGGGUCGUUAACUCAGGCCACGUUAAUGCCACUAGCGGAGGAUUAUUCUUGCCCUAUCGCGGGCCAUCCGCCAACAGCGUUUGCCCCUUCCCUUGGACUAUUGAAGGAAUUGUUCCUAUUCGGACUGCAAAACAUCCUCUGCUACCAGCAAUGCCGCCACUUGUACUUGUACCGAUUUCUUCUCCUCGAGCGAUACAAGAAAAGAGGUAAACAUACAAUGCACCUCCAUCUGUUGUCGAGGAGCGUCCGGGUAUACCUUCACGCCUACAGGCCAUCGUCUACAUCACGUUUCUCUGUACCCAAGAAUGAAGUCUGCAGGUUGUCCUCGCUGCUCGGACCUCCAAUAUGACGCGUCUACCUAAAGAAGAGGAGCGCGGUCGAUUCAGCGAAGACUGUACGUCUCUUGUCUCCCAACGGAAGAAUUUCCGAGGGGAGGGCCUAGUCUGCUUUCCCAUUGUAUAGACGUGACUAGGUACUAGCGAUGGGU